AGAAUGAUGUUAAUAGCAAACGACGUGGUCGUGUUGCGUUUAAGAACCCGCCUUCGCCUAAAAAUUCAAAUAUCAAUGAAACAAAGUUCGAUGAAUGCAUCAAUGAUAAUGAAGAAGAAAACAAUGAAUUGCGACAAUGAUGAUUCUUCCCUCAAUCAUCUUCACUCCGAUCUUUCUUCUAUUCUCAAUCAGAUUGAUGAGCUUGUCGUGAAAUCGCUUGAAGUGAAGAAAAAAUUAAGCAAAGAAGGAAAAAGAGAAAUCGAAUCUUUCUCCAGUUUGUUGUCUGAAACACUGUCACGUUUAAAGCCAUGGGUACCAAAAUUGAAAAUUGCACUUUCAUCAACUUCAAUGAAGUGUGAAAGUAAAAGUGAAGAAGUUUCUUGUGAUGAAAGAAAUGUGAGUGAUUGUGAAAGUCCUCAAGAGACUAAAUUAGUGUCUCCUUCACCACUUGUUUCAUGGCGUGCUGAUUGUACUGUUGAUAGAGGUAGACAAAUGUUUAUGCUAACACCACUUCCAUUAUCAAAAUCAUUUUUAUCAUCCAAACCAAACCAACCACAACUCAAAUCAGAUUUGGACGAAUUGGCUUCAUCGAAUAAUAGUUCAAUGCUUUAUAGUUUUGCAAUGAAACCAACUCCAUUAAAGCCUGCACUUUCUCUUGUGAGUGAAGAAGCGACAAAUAAUGAAGAGUUUGAGUUGAUUUCUUCGCCAAAAAGAGACACCUCCAUGCUUGUUAUGAUGACUCCUGGCUUGAAAAUGUCACCUUUAAAGUCUUGUGUUUUGCUUGAACCUAUAUCUGAAAUAGGUCGUGUGGGUAAUGACAAGGUUCGGAAAUCCACCCCGUUUCCAGUUGGUGUUCAUUACAGUGAUUCAGAAGAUUCUGAAUCUUCUGACAGGGAUGAUGCUUCGCGGGGUUUGGCGUUGAAGUAUCCAGAACUUAUGGGGAUUAAGUGGGUUCCUAAGUCGAGAGUUGGAAAGAAAAAUGUGGAAGCAUCACCUGUUUGGCUUACCUCACCUCCAAAAACUUGUGUUUUGCUAGGGACACCUGAUGAGAAAUCAUUGGAAUUGGAGAAGGAUGAUAAUGAUAUGUGUAUACAUGUCGACGAAUCCAAUCUUAAGUUACAAGAUAGUAAAUUAAAUUUGAAAGAUGUUUCGAAAGGUCAUAAUCAAGCCAUAAAAUCUUGUAAACAAGAUAAUUUUGUUGGCGAUUUAUCACGUAUCGAGAACACUCCCAUGUGGCUGAAGACGGAAAGCACGUUACAAACAGGGAAACGCCCUGGUGAGAAUACUUUGAAGAAGGAAUUAUGGACUAAGUUUGAAGAAGCAUCCACUUGUGGGUUUCAGCCAAAGUUUCCCACAGUUAGUAAGAAUUCUAAGAAAGGGUUCCUUGACCUAUUGGAAGAAGCUUCCUGUGAUGAAUUUUAGACUAAAAAUAUGGAAAUGUCUCAAUAUGUAAGCAAGCAAAUAGUCUCUCAUUGGAAAAUUUUGACAUGUACAUACAUGAUGGUUGUUAAGAUUUGUAACAAAGAGGCCCGAGGGAUUUUAUCAUACACUUUGAGGAAAAAAGAGCUCAUGUGAAUCACGGGUGCUACAAGCUAAAAAUGUACAUUUUUUUGUCUCUUGUUUUCUACUUUUUGUGUAUUGUUAUACUACUAUUAAUCUCUGGCAUUGUUUAAGGUAUUAAAACUAGGAGUCUGUAAUCUGUCACACCA
Messenger RNA from Cicer arietinum (chickpea), 1709 nucleotides. RefSeq lists its product as uncharacterized. NCBI's taxonomy places the organism in Eukaryota, Viridiplantae, Streptophyta, Magnoliopsida, Fabales, Fabaceae. The record is from RefSeq and is a predicted model, not a curated record.